This is a messenger RNA of Protopolystoma xenopodis, 657 nucleotides long. The record is from the annotation of a GenBank genome assembly. NCBI's taxonomy places the organism in Eukaryota, Metazoa, Platyhelminthes, Monogenea, Polystomatidea, Polystomatidae.
AUGACGUCACCUCAUCUCAUCACGCUGCACAUUGUCUCUCUCAUCUCCAUUUAUCCUAAUUCACCCACAUCAAUUUCGCAUUCUUAUUUCCAUAUUCGGCAAUUGGCCCAUUUCCUGCCAACUCCAAUUGCCUUUUCAGCUGCGCAUAGACUUGCCCCCUCAUUGCCCACCCCUCGUCAUGGUCUCGCCAGUUGCCUUGGUACGUCUCGUCUUUUCCGCUCUGCCUCUACAACAGACGCGUGCGACUUCGGCGUUCGCACUUUCUCCUCCUCCUCCAGCCCCAACAACGCCACUUCAGCACUGCUGACCCGUACUCCGCCAAUGAUGAGGACAGCAGCAAUGGCGGUUGUCCAUGCCAGAGGGCCAGCAUCAAUUGGCAAACUGGCCAGUCGAAUGCGCUGCUGGUGGAGCUCCUUGUCUCAUAUUGUAGAACCGUGUGUAGCACAGUCCGGUGGUGUGGACAACGGCAGUCUGGGUGCGGAGGAGACCAAGCGGACGGUGGAUCAAAUCACUUUGCAGGGUGAAAGCCAUCCACCACCUCAAUGCACGCAUGUUGAGCCAGAAUUUCAGAUGAUACGUCUGGAGGGAGGGAUAGGCUUUGGAGAAUGGGGGAAAGUAGUGCGUAGGGAGAUCAGGAACCAUUAUACAAUAAUAUGA